UCGGGCUGGAGUGGACUGGAUAGGACAGAUUCUCGUUCAAGAUCACCAGGAAGACGAUCUUUUCAGUAGUUAUGCGGUCAGGUCUGCGUCUAAACUGCGCGAUUCAUCCGUUGUUCACGUCGCUUUAGAUUUGCUUGAUACAGUGUUUUCCCAUCCCCGAACAGGAACCUCUCAGAUACUGUGUCGGCUGUGUGUUCCCUGUGAUAACAGCCAGUAACAUGUCCAUGUUCAGCACAGGCAUCCUUGUGCUGACGUCUCCUCUCCACACUCUCCCCCUGCGCAUCGCUCCAGUGCUCAGCUCAGCUUCUCAGCUUGUAGAGCGCACGCUGUACGUCCACCUCCACCCGGGGCUGAACCUGGGAAGUGGGAGCCAGCCUCGACCAGUUUUUAUUCCACCAGCAGUGGACCUGUCAACGCUAAUUUCCCGCCUUUACAGCAAUGCAGCGGAUAUAUGCAGCCACCUGGAUAUUCGGGUUUUGCUUACCAAUGUCCGCGCUCAGUCAGCUGUUUGCAGCGGGAUUCCAAACUGCCCCUUCCCUACUCCACAGCCACUGUCUCACUCCCCAGAGGUGGUGCUAACAGACUUUGCUGUGCAGGACCCAGAUCAGUCCCAUCAGGUCACCCAGUGUCUGCAGAAGUACACUGGCCACUGCUACGUCUGCAGUCCCAGCCUGCACUCAGUGCUGCUUCACCCACAGCUAAUGAGGCUGCAGGAGAAAGAGGAAGGGCUGAAAAAACCUGAAGAAAAGGCAGAACCUCUGGAAACGUACAGUGAUGUGGUGGUAGGGGGGACGUUUGACCGGCUCCAUGGGGCCCACAAGACGCUGCUCAACAUCUCAUGCCUGCUAGCCAAUAGAAGGUUCCUUAUUGGUGUGUGUGACCAAGCAAUGCUGAAAAAAAAAGUGCUAAAGGAGCUGAUCGAGCCCUACUCUCUGCGGGUACAGAGACUACUCGAGUUCCUGCAAGACAUCAAACCAUCACUGCAGGUGGAAAUCGUGCCCCUUCACGACCCCUUCGGAGCGUCUGUGGUUGACCCCCUGCUGCAGUGCAUUGUGUUUAGCGAGGAGACCAGAAAGGGAGGCGAGGCUGUGAACAAGAAACGCAUUGAGAAUGGCCUUCCAGUUCUUGUUCUUCAUGAGAUCCAGUUGCUUAAAGAUGCCCACCACACUGAGACAGAGGAGGAGAAGAUCAGCUCCUCUAGUCUACGCUCUCGACUCCUGGGCACCCUUCUUACCCCGCCUAAAAACACAUCCCAUCUCCCUCCACUUCCAUAUGUCAUUGGCCUGACAGGAGGCAGCGGCAGUGGAAAGAGCUCCAUCGCCAGGCAGCUGGAGGCUUUGGGUGCAGUCCGGAUUGACUGCGACAAACUGGGACAUGAGGUGUAUGAGCCGGGCAGAGCAGCUUAUCACAGAGUGCUUGAAGAAUUUGGGUCAGAUGUACUGAAUGAAGACAAAACUAUAAACAGACGUGCGUUAGGAAGGAAAGUUUUUGGAAAGCAGGAGCAGUUAAAAGCUCUAACAAAUAUUGUGUGGCCUGAGAUAGCACUUCUGGUGGAGAACACAAUCAGCCAAGCCAGAGAGGAAGGUAAACAGGUUUGUGUGGUGGAUGCAGCGGUUCUUCUGGAGGCUGGAUGGACAGACAUGGUCCAUGAGGUCUGGGUUACCAUCAUCCCAGAGGAGGAGGCGGUGUUAAGGAUAACGGAGCGAGACGGUGUGACCACAGAUGAUGCCCUGCGCAGGCUGCAGAGCCAGUGGUCUAACGCCAAACAGGUUGAACACGCCAACGUAGUGCUCAGCACACUGUGGGAACCAGAAGUCACUCGAAAACAGGUAUUGAAAGCUUGGAAUCUCCUUCAGGAGAGAAUCCUACAGACGCAGGACGGAUAGUAGGAAUGUGUGUGGGUCACUACGGCAUCAUAAUUGUGACCCAAGCAUGUAUCCAGCCCAGGAAUGUGUGCACACAAACCUCUGAUCCGCAUCACGAAAUGCUGCCUUAGAAAGAGCUGAGAAUGGCCACUGUGCUUUUGCAGCUAGCCAAACAACAUCUUUGACCAAGACUCAGUGCCUGAUUGACUUUCAGCAGGUUUUUAAACUCUGGUUUUAUUUUAAAGAUGCUUAGUUGAAAGAUGGAUGGUUGAGGAAAAGGGAAACUGAUCCCAAAUGCAGAAUGAUUGUGCUAUUUGGGAUCAAUAAAGUGUUUCCUAAGAACUGUAGGACUGUUUUAAUCCAAAGUAGUUUUUUUCCUCAAUGGCUUGCCUUUGAAUGGAUACAUUCAGCAGUCCGAAAUAAUUCAAGACCAAACUUCUCUGCAAAUCCAAGAUUUUAGGCACCUUCUCAGCUGAUGACACUUUAAAAAGUUCUGUCCUCUUUUCAUGGCUUCUAAGUGUUAUUAAUAUGAAUGUAUCUUAGAAAAGCAACUAAUGGUAAGGGAAAAGUAGAAUUAAAUGAUGUAUUUAUGUUUGUGGCUUCAGUGUAGUUGUCACACUUAAUGCAUUUAAAUAUAUAUGCAGGGCAAUGAAACGGAUUGUGAAACUGAAUGGAUCAGUACAUUAACAAUUAAAGCAAAGCAGCUAAAAUACAUAUUUAGGCAAAAUGUAGAGUACUAAGUUAGUUAAUUUGGCCAGUAGACAAUAUAGAUGACUUCUUAAAAUCGCCAUUGAAAUGAAAGUAGUCAUGUUUAAAUUAAAUCCACUGAAAAUGUUUAAAUUGCAAUCCUAUAAAAUGCCCAAGCUGCCUGGUGUUUUGUCUUAUAAGAGCCAGUUGUCACACGAUCAACCUUCUACACCAGCUCUCCAGAACAUCUGAAGCGUAAUGUCUCCAAAAGAACCUCAAAAAGCCAAAGGCAGCAGCAGAGUGAAUACUAAAGUCAUGAUGGUAAAUGUAAUAUUGUCAUAUCCCACAAUAAAAGGGUAAAUCAGUGUUUACGUAAGAAUAAAAUACUGCUUAUUUUUUCAGUCAUACUUUCAAUAGUAAAGGCUUGUCCAAUGGAAUUUCAGCUGGUUUUACAGUUUGUGAGAAUUCAAGUCUUUAAUUUCAUUGUCUUGUUUGUGACCUGCAAACUCAGUGGAACGCUUUAUAAAUUGGCACAGAACAAUAAAUUAAAUGUUUUCAACCAUGA
Messenger RNA from Toxotes jaculatrix (banded archerfish), 3117 nucleotides. RefSeq names its product CoA synthase (gene coasy). The record is from RefSeq and is a predicted model, not a curated record. Gene Ontology annotation, molecular function: pantetheine-phosphate adenylyltransferase activity; dephospho-CoA kinase activity; ATP binding. Lineage: Eukaryota; Metazoa; Chordata; Actinopteri; Toxotidae. Gene Ontology annotation, biological process: coenzyme A biosynthetic process. The transcript has 10 exons. The coding region runs from base 219 to 1886 and encodes 555 amino acids.